This is a messenger RNA of Chinchilla lanigera (long-tailed chinchilla), 2224 nucleotides long. RefSeq lists its product as uncharacterized. The record is from RefSeq and is a predicted model, not a curated record. Lineage: Eukaryota; Metazoa; Chordata; Mammalia; Rodentia; Chinchillidae. The coding region runs from base 777 to 1853 and encodes 358 amino acids. Gene Ontology annotation, molecular function: ATP binding; protein serine/threonine kinase activity. The transcript is spliced from 11 exons. Gene Ontology annotation, biological process: protein phosphorylation.
CUUAAUGAGGGUAGCCUCUUUCCUUGCCUUAAAACUGUAUCACAGAUACUGUCCAGCCCUAGUAAGACAUCGGCCCACAGCUGAUGGGUCUGUGCAUAUUGGAAGAGGUGGGGCUUAUGUACAAUGCAGCAGUGGGGAGAGGAAUCACUUAUGUAACUAGGACAACAGAUUUAGUGGAAGGACAGAGGAGGCAGAGAGACUCGGGAUGGGAGGAGUGAGCUGUCGGCAAGGGCAACAAACCCGGGUGGCUGCUUCUCGUAAGGUAGGCUAUAGGGCUGUAGCAGCCUGUUGAGGGAAAGUGAAGCAUGAGCCGGGGGCUUAGGAAAUAACUGGUUAGGAGCAGUCAGUGACGGGUGUGUGUGUGUGUGUGUGUGUGUGUGUGUGUGUGUUAGGAGCAGUCAGUGACGGGGUGUGUGUGUGUGUGCGCGCGCGCGCGCACCAGAGAGGGCAUAUAACUUUAAACCAUUGCAACACUAUUCUGAGAUUGUAUUCUUAGUACAUUAUGGAGAAAGUGUCUAAUGCUUUCCCAGAGGAUUUGGAUUAUGUCUAGGAAAUCCAGGUCUUAUCACAAAGCGAGGCUAGUAGGAAGCUAGGCCUAGUACUCAAAACUGUACCUUCAGUGGCUGAGGUAUGAGGGGAGGGAGUACCUACAAACAUGGGUAUAACCAAUAAUGCUUCAGGGCUAGGUUUAGAGUGGCUCCCUUGCUUCUCAGGGUGGCAACAUCCAGGUCCCCUGGGUCCGAGGCUGGAAGAGCCUCUGGUCAGGUGUGGGGUCCAUGAGAUCAGGUCUGGAAGAACUCUGGGAACUACAGGGGCAUCAGUGCCUGCACCAGGAGACCCUAGAGAAGCCUCUGUCUGAGUGGCCUGUACCUCAGUUCAUCGACCUCUUUCUACCAGAGUUUCCCAUAAGGCCCAUUAGGGGGCAGCAGCAGCUGAAGAUUUUAGGCCUAGUGGCUAAAGGGUCUUUUGGAACUGUCCUGAAGGUGCUAGAUUGUGCUCAGAAAGCUGUAUUUGCAGUCAAGGUGGUAUCCAAGGUGAAAGUCCUACAAAAGGACACACUGAGGCAGUGCAAAGAGGAAGUUAGCAUCCAGCGACAAAUCAACCAUCCUUUUGUACAUAGCUUGGGAGACACCUGGCAGGGAAAACGGCACCUCUUUAUUAUGUGUAGCUACUGCAGCAAAGAUCUGUAUUCCCUGUGGUCUGCUGUUGGCUGCUUUCCUGAGGCUUCUGUCCGUCUCUUUGCAGCUGAGCUGGUCCUUGUGCUGUGCUAUCUCCAUGACUUGGGCAUCAUCCAUCGAGAUGUGAAGAUGGAGAAUGUUCUUCUGGAUGAACGAGGCCAUCUGAAACUGACAGACUUCGGUCUGUCCCGCUACCUGCCCCAGGGAGCCCGAGCCUAUACUAUCUGUGGCACUCUUCAAUACAUGGCCCCAGAGGUCUUGAGUGGUGGCCCUUACAACCAUGCUGCUGAUUGGUGGUCCUUGGGUGUCGUGCUUUUCUCUCUGGCAACUGGGAAGUUCCCAGUGGCUGCAGAGAGCGAUCAUGUGGCCAUGUUGGCAAGUGUGACACACUGUGAGUCUGAGAUCCCAGCUUCUCUUAAAAAGGAGUUCUCACUCCUGCUUCAGGAGGUAAGGCUCUUAUGCCAAAACCCCCUCCACCGUCUACGUUAUCGGCAUCACUUCCAGGUCCACCCUUUUUUUCGGGGUGUGGUCUUUGACCCAGAGCUCCUACAGAAGCAGCCAGUGAGCUUUGUCCUGGAGACACAAGAUACCCGGCCCAGUCCAUUGGAUUCCAUGGCCUUCGAAGACUUUGACUGUGACCUGGAGCCCUUCCUUGUCCAUUCUGUCCCUGCUUGACCCUCUCUACUGUAGAGAGAGGAUCACUGGGGCUGAGCUGGGAUCUUGAGGAUCUCCCUCACUGACUCAGUAUGACCAGCUUGAUUAUCUAGUUUUUACUUUGUAGCCCUUUACCAUUCAAUUCUUCUAGGUAACCUUUUCCUUUGCUUCACUUCUCUGGUGCAUACCCUGAAGCUGUCGUCUACAAGCUUUUGCCUCUCCUUGUUUCUCUGCCAUGUUUCCUCUCUUGGGCAGUAGUGACGCAUCAUGAGUUCCUAAGGUGCUAUUCAUAUGUUUAAAAGGAUGGUCAUAAACAAUGUGAUUAUUUUUCAAAGGUCUCAAGCUGGGUGUGGUAGCACAUACCAGUAAUCUUAGCACUCAGGAGGCUGAGG